AUGAAUGUGUUACAGGUUGUUCCUUCGGUCGAAGAACCAGUCGAUGAGAUUGCCGUACGAGCUCUUUCCGAUCGUCUCACUUCUGCCCGACAAGCUGUCGUUGCCUCCUCCAACACAGCUAGCAAUCUCCCAUUGAUCACUGCUUCGACGACACUGGAAUAUGGAGCUCAAGCGUCACACGAAGAAUCAAAUAUUUAUGGCCUUGUCACUCUUCAAGCGCCUUCCACCAUCUUACCAGCGGAGGACGAAUCUUUAUCGUCCUGUCGUGUUCCCAUUGAUCUCGUCUGCGUCGUCGAUCAAAGUGGAUCGAUGUCGGGCCAAAAAAUGGCUUUGUUGAAACAAACGUUAGUUUACAUUGCCGAGCAAAUGAAUGACCUCGAUCGACUGGCCAUUGUAUCAUUCGAUACAAAUGCUUUCGAUCGUUCACACGGAUUGAAGCGAAUGAAUCAACAAAACCAACAAAUCUUGACGAGAGCAAUCAAUAAUGAUAUCAAUGAUGGAGGCGGUACCUAUAUUGGAUGUGGUUUACACAUGGGCAUCAAACUAUUUACAAAUCGACAGACAAAAAAUCCGUUGGGCGCUUUACUUUUGCUCACCGACGGUCAAGAUAAUCAAGAAAAACGAAAUCUCGUUUUUCAAUUACAAGUGCCCAAAGUGGACGAGGCACAAGAUGUCGAGAUGGCUAGUCAACAGCCAAUGUCACAGAGUCAGUCGGAAGAAGAACAAUUAGUGUUUGACAAUCAAACCAUUGGUAAUGUAAUAAUCACCUACGUGGAUCCCAAUAGUGGUCACACAAUAACUACAACUCCGGUUCCCUUCCAGCUGGUUCGAGCUUCUCAUCCAUCAGCUGAUCUUCUUCAAAUAAAUCGCACUCUCGAUCUCCAACGAAAUCGAGUGGAAACGGCACACGUACUCGAGCGAGCGAUGAACGAAUAUGACUAUGGACGGUCGCUUGCUAUUCUCAAAGGUCAAGUGGAAAAGAUCAAGGCCAGUGUGUCCGCGCAAGAUCCUUUCUGCCAGCAGCUGAUUAAAGAUCUGGAGUAUCGUUAUCCGUCAGAACGUGACUAUCGUUCUUCACACCACAAUAAUUACUAUCAACAUCAAACGGAACGAGGCACAUACGCACCGGUUGUUAGUGGUCAAGUUACGAAUAAUAAUACUUUAGGAGUUCUAGCAAUUACUGAUUCUAGAAUAUCAUUAAAUGAAGAAGUUGUAGAUGAAAAGUAUAUCAUUUAUUUCAAUGAACUUUUACAAAAAAACUAA
Messenger RNA from Didymodactylos carnosus, 1263 nucleotides. Lineage: Eukaryota; Metazoa; Rotifera; Eurotatoria; Philodinida; Philodinidae. The record is from the annotation of a GenBank genome assembly.